This is a messenger RNA of Brachypodium distachyon (stiff brome), 750 nucleotides long. RefSeq names its product barwin. Gene Ontology annotation, biological process: defense response to fungus; defense response to bacterium. Gene Ontology annotation, molecular function: RNA nuclease activity. The transcript has a single exon. The coding region runs from base 115 to 570 and encodes 151 amino acids. The record is from RefSeq and is a predicted model, not a curated record. Lineage: Eukaryota; Viridiplantae; Streptophyta; Magnoliopsida; Poales; Poaceae.
AACGCCCCCGGCGACAAGCAAUUCCCAUCCCAAAUACACACACACAAAUCCUGCCGCCGGCAGCCACUUCUUCAAUUUCCACUGAACUUCUGCCGAGAAACUCAGCCCGCCACGAUGGCCGGAGGAGGAGCACGGCUGGCGCUACUGGCAGCGCUCGUGUACGCCUUCGCGGUGGCAGCCACGUCAGCGCAGUCGGCGACCAACGUGCGCGCCACGUACCACUACUACCGGCCGGCGCAGAACAACUGGGACCUGGGGUCCCCCGCGGUGAGCGCCUACUGCGCCACGUGGGACGCCAGCAAGCCGCUGUCGUGGCGGUCGAGGCACGGCUGGACGGCCUUCUGUGGCCCCGCGGGGCCACGCGGGCGGGACUCCUGCGGCCGCUGCAUCCGCGUCACCAACACGGGCACCGGCGCCAACGUCGUGGCGAGGAUCGUGGACCAGUGCAGCAACGGCGGGCUGGACCUGGACUGGGACACGGUGUUCACCAAGAUCGAUACGGAUGGGAUGGGGUACCAGAGGGGCAACCUUAAUGUGAACUACGAGUUCGUCGACUGUGGUGAUAACUAGCUCGUGUAAUGGCUAGUCAUAUAUAUACCGUCGACGAGUAAGUACUGAUGCUAAAUAAAAGCUGGCAUGUGAUAUGAUCCUGGCAAUAAUGUACGUUGUGGCAAUGCAUUCGUGUAUUUGGAUUGCAAUAAAGUCCUAUAAAGUGGGUAAAUAAACGUGCAUUUGGAUUGUUCGAUGCAU